GUCGGUCGAGAGAGGUAUCGAAGUCAGUUUAAUGAGAACUUUGUUAUGAAAUCGUUUGGAAAUGGAAUGUCCGCAUCUAAAUAAUCAAAUUAAAAUUAUUAAGACAGUGAAGAAAGAUACAUCAUCACUAGAAUGGAAUUGUUCUACUUGUCAUACCAAUAAGAGCCCAUGGAUAUGUAUCCAUUGUGGUGUUGUAAACUGUGGAAGAUAUGUUAAUGGGCAUGCUAAAGCACAUUUUGAAGAAAAUGUUGAACAUAUGAUUUGUGUGGAUUGUGAUAGUUAUGCUGCAUAUUGUUACCUAUGUGAUGACUUUGUAAUAAACGAUGUUAAAGAAUUGAAUUAUUUGCGUGAAAGGCUACAACUUUCAAAUGAUUUGGAAUCUGGAAAACCCUCAAAAAGGCAAAGCAUAAUAGCUGAAGGAGAAGAAAAUAAAAGAAGUAAACGAUAUAAAAAAGGUAUCAUCAAAAAAAGUUAUUGUAAGGCCAGAGUUGCUGGGCUUAGAAAUUUAGGUAAUACUUGCUUUAUGAAUGCUGUUCUGCAGUCAUUAAGCAAUAUACAGCAGUUUUCAUGCUAUUUUAAACAACUACCAUCUUUAGAAUGUAAAAACCCAAAGAAUGGAAAAAAGAAUAAUCAUAUCAAGAAAGCAAAUAAUGGGGAUGAAAUGCUUCUUGCUGAAGAAUUACGAAAAACACUGGUAUCAUUACGGCAGGGUAGCAAAAGCGCAAUUUCUCCUGAAUCACUUUUUGCCGUUAUAUGGAAAGUUGUUCCUCGAUUUAGAGGCUACCAACAACAAGAUGCUCAUGAGUUUUUAAGGUAUAUGCUUGAUCGUCUUCACAUGGAAUUGUUGAAUAUUUUACCAUAUCCAAGAGACAAUAAUGCUUUCUUUAUUGGGGCCAAGGGGAAAGCUACAAUUGUUACUACAAUUUUUGGAGGCAUAUUACAAAAUGAAGUGACAUGUCUUGUUUGUGGCACAGAAUCCAAGAAACAUGAUCCUUUUUUAGAUCUUUCCUUAGACAUUCCACACCAUGCAAUUAUAAAACCUUCAUCAAAUAAAUCGAAGGAGGAGGAAGUACCUAGUAUACAAUUGUUAGAUUGCUUAAGUAGUUUCACUGAAUUAGAAGAGUUAGCAGAUAGCGAAUUAUACCUUUGUCAUAGUUGCAAAUGUAAACAAAGAUCAACAAAAAGGUUUUGGAUUAGACGUUUGCCCAAUGUUCUAUGUCUUCAUCUAAAGCGAUUUAGAUGGAACAAUUUCUUUAGGACAAAAUUAGAUAACUACAUUGACUUCCCUGUUCAAGGCCUUGAUAUGAAUAAAUUUAUCCUUGUCAAUAGGCAUGAAACAAGGGGGACGUCAAGUGGUAGUACUCUUUAUGAUUUAGCUGCUGUGAUAGUCCACCAUGGCACUGGUGCUGGUUCAGGCCAUUAUACAGCCUAUGCAACACAUGAUGGAUGUUGGCAUCAUUUCAAUGAUAGUUCUGUAACCUUGACUGAUGAAAAUACAGUUGCCAGCUGCAAGGCUUAUAUUCUUUUUUACAUUCGUAGAGAGCUGAAUUUAACGCCUUUCAGUGUUUAAAACCAUCCUAUAUGACAUGCUAAUUAACUCAAUAUAAAAUGAAAAUGGUGACUUUGGUCAUGAACUAUUUCAGUAAAUGUGAAGAUGUGCAUUGUGAAAUGAAAGAAUUUAAACUAAAUUAUAACUGUUAUCUUGCUGAUAAAAUUAUGUGUAGAAGGUGGCAAAUAUUAAGGUAAGAAUGAGAAGGAUUUAAUGCUCUUCUUUGCUUCGUACUUAGACAGUGAAACAUGAAAAAUGCAUUAUAUUUGCCAAUAAGUGUGUCAUCAUGCCAUUAAGUUAUUACUGAUAUGCCUUAAAUGAUUGUCACAUGUCUGAGAAGAGUUGUGUAUUCAAGAAUGUAUCACGGAAUUGCAUAUGCUUGUGAUGUGUAACUCUUAAAUCUACACUCCAUCUUUCAGCAGUUUUCUUUCAUGGAUUUUUGAAGAAGAAAUUAAGUGAGAAAAAAUGAUACAGCUCUGGUUGUGAUGCCUAUUCUUUUAACAUGCAAUUUGACUUUUUGGCUAUUUCUUAACGUUUAUUUUGGGAUGCAAAUAAUAGCUAUGUUUUAAAAUGCAUGAAUGUAUUACUCGGAGGUAAUAUUUGGAUUUGCUUCCUUAAAAAUGUUAUUAGAAGUACCACUACACUUUUUUAAAAUGAGCAAGAAAGGUUCUCUGAUGAGGUUUUUUUUUUUUUUUUUUUUUUUUUUUUUUUUUUUAAUUAAAUUUUUACAGCUUUUGAUUGUAUUAUUAAUUUAAAAGAAAAGAGGUAUUUUGCAUGUAAUCUAAAAACAAUACAAAUUUGACAGAUGUUUAAACUGUAAAUUCAUUUUAUGUAUAAACAGAUGCAUUUAGUCUUAAUUUUUUAAUAUGAAAUUUUUUUUAAUAAAUCGUAUUUGUCAGGUUUUAAAAAUGUUCCCAUUUUGAAAAACAGAAAAAUCUUUCAGCCCCUUUUUUAAAUCAAUUUGUAACUUGAUUUGGUAUAUCAAGUAUCCAAAAAAAAAUGUUAUGUUUUAAAAUUCAAAAGUAAUUUCGUAAAAUUGUUUUAUUUUUUUUUUAAACAAAAGUAUUUUAAGUAUUUUGAUUAGAUAUUAUGAACAGAAUUUUUUCUUGUGAUGGAAAAAGUAUUGAAGUGAAUGAUGACUAUUAGAAAAACUAUAAUGAGGCAUAUUUUUCUGUAUAAUUUCAAACCAAUUUUUAAAAAUAUUUUAAUUGUUUCCAAACUGGUGCUUUGGGAUAAUUAGCUAUCUGUCAUUAAACAAAAGAAUCAUUAAUGAUAAUUUUUAAAAUCGCUGUUAGAGAAAUUAAUUACGAUUUCAUUUUUGGUUGCCUUUUUAUCUCUCUUUCUUAUGGCAACUAUGCAAAAUAAUAAUUUAAAUAAUAUAUAUCCAUUUAAAUCGUAUCAAAAUUUAAUGAAUGCUAAGUUUUAAAAUUGUGAUAAAUAUAAUGAAUGUAACAAGUUAAAUUUUUGGUAUCAAUCACAUCAGAAGAGCUCCGUGGCAAGAAUAUUGCCUCUAUGAAAUAAAUCAACUUUCUUAACUCAAAUUUAUACAUAAAAUGAAUGAAAGGGAUUUUUUUUUUUGGGGGGGGGGGGAAUUUUGGUAAGUAUUUAUAUAAAUAAUUAAUAAUAUACCACCAAAAUACAUUUGUAUUGUGGGUGGGAUUUUAAUAUAUAUUUUAUGUUAUCUGUAUGUGUGUAUAUAAUUAUGCACACAUAUAAUAUUUACACAUAUACAAAUAAUGCAUAAUAACAUAUACUAUCUAGAAAUGCCAAAUGUAGUUGAUAUUUGCAGUCUGAAUAUUUUUUAUACUAUAAUAUCAAAACUAAUAUGAAUGACAUAUUUUUGCAUUAAAAUGACUAAUUUGUCAAGAGGGAAUAAAUUCUUUUUCUCUGUUGAUUUAAAAUAUACACUUAUGUAUGAAACGUGAAGGUUUUUAGCAUAUAAUUCUGAAAUAAAGCUUUGUGCAUGCUAAGCUUGUAGAUUUCUUCCAUGUAUGCAUGAUGAGCUGUCAUGGUAUAUUGAGAUAUUAUGUCUUCCUUGUAAAAAAUAUUUUAACUGAAUUUUUCUUUUACCUACUACAUGCAGGAAAUUGUUUAAUUACUUGUAUAUACACAUAUGACCAAAUGAUUUUAUGGCCUGAUACUAUUUUCUUUACCUUGUUUAAUAAAAAAAAAUAUGGUUACAUUUUCCUAUUUAGAUCAUAAGAUCAUUGCACAAUUUAAUAUUUUAAGUUUGUGUGUGAAUAUUUGUAUGGUGUUUUUGUUUAUUGUAAUAAUUCAAAUAUUUAUUUAACCAUUUUUAAUGAGUAAUUAAAUUUUAAAUUCUUAAAUGGUGAAGUAAAUAAUUCAUUUCAAUAAUUACACUUCUCCCUCGACUUAUUAUAAACUUAUGUACUGAUUUUUUGUAAAAUGAAAGCACAAUGAUUUUUUUAGAUAUUUUGUUCUGUAAUGGUAAAAAAUGAAAAUAAAUGUAUUAUAUGUAAUGUUCUCAUGAAAGCCUGCUCUAGUUAAACUAAAUAUGCAAAAUACAGAGGCAUUUUUGAUUCUUUGACUGUAAGAAAAUUUGACUUUGAAUAUCUUAUGCCUUUUUAAAAAGUAAGAAAAUUGUAACUUUGAAAUCUAGGGGGAACUUUAAGCAACAAAUAAAUGUUUCAUAUAAUUUAAUGUUACCUUUUAUGUUUUAAACCUGUCUGUGAUCAGCUUAUAUCUGUUAUUUUUUGUGUUAUUUGUUUUGUAAAUGCAUGUCAUGUAAUUGCUUGAAAGACAGAAAUCAUGUUUUAUAUCUAUGCAAAUAUUUUAUUAAAACUUUUUCUAAUUAUUUUAUUGUGAAAGUAGAGUAGAGUAUUUUCUGCCAUGUAGGAAAAGUAAUGGGAGUUAAAAACAAAUGUAAGCGAAUCUGUGGAUGUGAAUAAAAUAAAUAAAUAAAUAAAAUAAAGCAAGAAAGAAAAAAGAAUGUAAUAGUAAAAGAUUCCACAAAUACUUGCAGCUAGAUAAUUAGAUAGAAGCUUAUAUUAAAAAACAACCAGUUUUUUUUUUUUUAUAAAUUCACUUUUGAUUAUUGUCUUAAACGAUUUAAUCUUAUCUCUUGUUUUCUAAAAAUGUAAUUGUCUAACUGCAAGUGCUUUCCUGAUAUUAAACUUUCAAAUUUUAUGCAUGGCAAAUUGUUUCAUGGAGAGUAAUUAGAGAAACAAUUUACCAUGUAAUGAAGCAGUUUGCAUAAAAUUUGAAUGUUCCAUGAAAUAGUAUGUCUCCAUUGUAAUUUUAAGAGCAUAUCUUACAGGGAAAGGAAUAUUAUGAUUAUUUAGUAUGUGGUUCUAUAUUAGAUUAUAAUUCUUGUUUUAUUUGAUAUUAUUUGGCUUCAAUUAUAUUUUGUUUAUCGUGGCUAGGUUAGAAAAUAAUUGAUCUGUGGCUGAUAAAUAUUGAAUUAAUAAUUUAUCAUUUUGGAAAAUAGCUUUUUCACAUAUUCUAUGUUCAGUUUAGUUUUCCUAAUCCAAAUUUGCAAUAAUAAAACGUUCUCGUUUGCCUGAAUAUUUAUUCCAAGCCAUGAAAGCUGAUAAUUAGAUUUUCCUUUACAAUCUGUAUUUAAUCUUAUAUGCAUAGGUUUAAAAAGAAUUGUCUUUAUAUUUUUUAAAUUGGAAUCUUGUGUUUUUUCCAUGUAUUUCAUUAGCUUAAAAAAUGUAAUUAAAAAAAAAGUUGUUGAAAGGCUUUCUUAAAAAGGGUUUUAGCUUGAUUUACAGAUCAAUCAGUGUUUCUUUGUAUGCAUUCAGUUUGAUUAUCUGAAUGAAAGAGGAUAAUACUUGUGUCAUGCAGUGUGAAAGGUUAAAAUACUGUAGUCAGGAAGUUGGCAAAGAAGUUAAAUUACAGAAAAUUAGUGCCAGGUGAUUGCCACUUUCUUUUUCCAGGACACACAGCUUUUAAUGUAUUGUAUGUGUGAGCUACAUACAUACAUACAGUAUAUCCCAUAAUCAGUGUUACAAUAAUGUUUGAGGGUGAGGAGGUGAAAUUGUUAUAUGAAAAUGAUUUACAGUUUUUCAAUAUGAAGCUUCACUUCAGAGAUAUUGCAUCAGAGAUAUAGUCAUCUGCCAUAUAAUGGCUGCCAUAUUGUUUUAGAUAGCCUGAACUGUCUGGAAAGAUCAUCUUGAUAAAAGAGAAGAGUGGAGUUAAAUGCUGAGUAAUCUGGCAAAUAAGAUAGUUUGAGCAUGACUAGGAUCUGCUUUUAAUUGAAGAAACCUAAGCUUCUCAGUUCAAACAUUCUUUGCUUUACAAGUUAAGGAUGAAGUCACUUCAUAUACUUUUUUCUGCACAGAGUAUGUUAAUGCUUUUUAAUUGACAAAUUAAGUUGCUGUAGAUUUCAUGCACAGGAUAUGAUUUUUCUAUAAAUAUAUUAAGUGGAGAAUAUAUAUAAACACAUUACUGAAAUAAAGCAGACACGCAGUUUAAAAUUAAAUCUGUAUUUUCAAAACUUGUUAAGCUGUUCAUUGAAGUCUAUUCUUUGAAAUACAUGUCUCUAUAAAGUAAUGUUCUUGCCUUCUGAUUUUUUUUGUAGUUAGUUUUUUAUUAUUCUUGCAGUAUAUGCUCAUUCAUGAUUAGUUAUCUUUUUAUUUUAUGUGUAGUUAUAUUCUUGAUUUUGUAUGAUUGCAUGGAUUUUCUUUCAUUUUUCUACCUAUAUUUGUAUUAAUCAGAAAUAGUUGAUUUUUAAUUUAAUGAAUAUUAACAUAACAAGUUGGUUUUAAUUAGGCAAUUUGUAUACUAUAUGUGUCAUAUAUAUACUUUGAAAACAAUUCAAAGGGGCUUAAUUUUUGGCUGAUAUAUUAUAAGCAAAUAAAAUUUCCAUGCCCAAAAUUAUCAUGUGUUUUUUACAAAUCCAAAUCAAUUCUUAAAUAAAUUUAUAAGCAGUUUAGCUGUAGAGAUUGCUAAUGUUGUAGUUAGAAAGAUCCUAUUUCUUGAAAAGCAUUAUUAGUAAUGAAAAAGGUAAACUUUUGCAUGGUAACUGUAUUUAAGGUAUAAAUGCCAAAGUGUUAGUUUAUCCGUCUUGCCCUUUUUUAAGCUUGGUAAUUUUUUUAUUAGCCCUUUCUCAUAAUUCUUACGCAUUUUUCUUUUUGUAUGAAUGUCUUAAAAAUUUUGAAAAUUGAGCAAAAGUAAAAUUUUAGAUAGCAAGAAAAUGC
Molecule: messenger RNA, 6711 nt
Organism: Stegodyphus dumicola
Lineage: Eukaryota; Metazoa; Arthropoda; Arachnida; Araneae; Eresidae
Product: ubiquitin carboxyl-terminal hydrolase 3-like
Biological process (GO): protein deubiquitination
Molecular function (GO): zinc ion binding; cysteine-type deubiquitinase activity
Source: RefSeq, a predicted model, not a curated record